Molecule: messenger RNA, 1797 nt
Organism: Thyridium curvatum
Lineage: Eukaryota; Fungi; Ascomycota; Sordariomycetes; Thyridiales; Thyridiaceae
Exons: 3
Coding region: 1-1797 (598 amino acids)
Molecular function (GO): protein binding
Source: RefSeq, a predicted model, not a curated record
AUGUCCAGCCCGGAGUCUGUCUACUACUCUCCGCCGUCUGGCUACGGAGUCCCAGACUUAGUACGCGAUGACCAAGCAGAGCCGUGCCACCUCAUCAACCUUCCCAACGAGCUCCUCGGCCAUAUCCUCUCCUUCCUCGACCCCCUCGACCUCGCCGCCGUCUGCCAGACCUGCCGCACCCUCAACGAUCACGCCAGCGCCGACCACAUCUGGCAGUCCAUCAUCCAGUCGCACGUCCCGGGGAACCAGGUCACCAGCUGCUACCCGUGUGCGACCUUCAAGGAGCUGUACGUCUGCCACGACCCGCACUGGUUCCUGACAAAGUACAAGAUCUGGUUCUGCGGCCGCAACCUGACGGGGAAGCUCAUCGUUGUGCGCUACGACCAGCGCCGCGGCUGCAUUGAGGGCUACCAGAUGCUCGCCGUCAGCAACAGGGAGCACAUGCUGCACACGUGGCCCAUGGACCAGGAGGUCGUCGUGCACGCCUUCGAGCCCGAGGUCAAGCUGCAUCUGGACAAGCCGGCGCUGCAGCUGCGUGCCAAGACGCUGGAGAACCUCGUCCGUAGGACCAUCUCCUUGUCGCUGUCGUCGUCUCCCGGGCCCAGUGGCAGCGGGAGCGGUAGCAGCAGCGCCGAACGGUACCACAGCGGCCACAGCAGCAACCGCUACAUGGCCGAGACUCCCAUGCUUGUCACCGACAACCCCGAUGACACCGUCUUUAACAACUUCCUGCUGGCGCGCCCCCUCGACGACGCCGAUGCCGCCAAGCGGUCACUGAUCGGCUUCCCCUACGGCAACGUUUGGCCGCCCCCGGACGUGCCCGCAAACCACCGGGUCAGCUCGGCCAACUUUUACACGGGCGAGGGCAUGCAGCUGGCGCCCGAGAGUCGGCCCGCGACGCGCGCCGAGGUCUCGGACCAGGCCUUCCACAUCCGCACCUGGAUGGAGAUGCGGCAGACGCACCCACCGGGCGGCAUCAACUUCAUCCCCAUCCCGACGAUGACGGAUCUGCCGCACGACGCUCCCAACGUGCACAACCAGGCCAGUGCGCCGUGGAUGCGAGGGUUCGGGCCGGGGCCCAACACCCCGGGCCAGCCGCUGCACAUCGGCGAGGAGGUCAACACGUAUGCGACGCUAGACCCCAAGCUGUACACGCCGACGGCCGACAAGCCGUGGCGCGGGAUCUGGGUCGGCGACUACAGCGGGCACGGCUGCGAGUUCCUGCUGGUUCACCAGCCGGACGAUGACGACGACGUGGAGCCCUUCGACGAGAGCUCGAUGGAGCAGGGGUCCGACGAGACGGACGAGGAGUUUAAGCGGCGGAAGUGGGAGGCGAGGGUGUACCGCGGCAAGCUCGAGGCCAUCAAGCUGACGGGCGACCCCAACGUGCCCCGUGGGGAGUGCACCUUUAUGGCCGAGGACCUCGGCGAGCGCGGCUACGUGACGACGGUCAAGGAGGAGCCGUUCAAGGGGACGAGGGUCGUGGAGAGCAUGGGCCAUGUCGCUGGCACGGGGUUUUCGAAUGACAAAUACAUCGAGUCACAACUACUGCUGAUAUCACCGGAUCGGCUGGCGCAGUACUGGGUCGGGUUCGGGCAUAUCAGCUUCUUUGAGAGACUUACCGAGAAACUUUGUGCCGCUGAAACCGACGCAUUGCGUGGGAGAGGAGAAGCUGCAUCGGAUUGGGUGAAGAUAAUAUCGACGCUGCAUAACUCUGGGUCCGGGGCUGGGCCUGGGGCUGAGGCUGGCAUCACUGAGCUUGCGACUGAGGCUGGCUCAUUUGCAGAUCCAGGCUGA